AUGACCGAGGGAAUGGAGGACGUCUCUGCAGGGCCGGCUCCCUCCCCCACGGGGGAGACGGGGGAGACGGAGGCAGCUGGCGAGAGCGGGGACGAGGGCGUUAAGGGAAUUGCAGAGGGAGUUGACGGCGACGAAGAGGACCAGCGCGCGGGGCCUUUGGGAAUCGUGGCCUUGCCCGGCGCCUGCUGCGUCUGCGUAGAGAUGGAACAGAUCAACCACUGCCUCCACUCCGAGAAAAUCUGCAUCCUGCCCAUCCUGGCCUGCCUGCUUAGCUUAGCGCUGUGCACGGCCGGCGUCAAGUGGGUGUUCGUGGACAAGAUCUUCGAGUACGAGCCGCCCACUCACUUGGAUCCCAAACCCAUCGGCCAGGACCCCAUCAUCAUCUCGGUGGACCCCGCGCUGGGAAUCACCGUCUCGAUUCCUCACUCGGCUUCGUCCUCCACCUCCGUGUCGUUGACGACCACCAUCGCCAUCACCCCGGGACGGCCCGAGGUCGUCGUGGAGGAGGAAUCUCGUCCUCCGUCGUCUCCCCGACUGACGUAUCCGCCCGUGACCGUCAAGUACAAUCACCCGACCGUCGCCAAGCAGACGACCCGGCCGAAAACCACGCAGGAGAUAAACAGCAUCGUCCAAACCAUCUCGACGACCACCACGGCCAGGGCGACCAGGACGUCCAGCCACAUCACGCGCUGCAGCGACGGACAGAAAAACUACUGCGUUAACGGAGGAGAAUGUUUCACCCUGGAGAUCAUGCCGGGAAGUACAAAGUUCCUCUGCAGGUGCUUGACCGGAUUCACCGGGCAGCGAUGUGAACAAGCUGUACUUAACAAAGUCUCAAAACAAGCGGAGGAGCUGUAUCAAAAACGUAUUUUAACAAUAACAGGAAUCUGCAUUGCCCUCCUAGUCGUUGGAAUCAUGUGUGUGGUCGCCUACUGCAAAACAAAGAAGCAGAGGAAGAAACUCCAAGAGCGCCUGAGACGGAGCCAGAGGAACAAGAGAAAGACUAAAACCGGUAACGGUUCUAAUCCCGGUAACGGUUCUAAUCCCGGUAACGGUUCCAACCGACGAACCUCGACCGCAGGACGUCGGACUUCCAGUCUUCCUCUCCAAGAGCUGAAGCAAAACAAUCCAUGUAACGGGACGGCAAUGCAGCCUGAAACUGAAGAGACGGAAUCAACUUUCCCCUCGAGCAAAUACACGCCUGGAAUCGAACCCACAACCUUCACCCACGUCAGCCAAAGAUUUGAAUCUUCAACCAAAAGCCUGACUGGACUGUGUUCCGAGUCGGAGACGUUAGCCACGAGUCCGGGAUCUCCCACGACGCCGGGAUCUCCCACGACGCCGGGAUCUCCCGAGACGCCGGGAUUUUCUCCGUCCGAGACGUCGGCGCCGCCGACCAGUCUGGCGAUCUCCGUGGACGAGGACGACCGGCCGUUGCUGCCGCCGAACCCGUUCCGGCCGCACAGUGCAGCAGUAGCGGCGGGAUGCUAACGAGCGAAACUGAGGACACGUCCUUCUUUACGGCAGAAAGAUUUACGGCGUUUUGGGCUUCGGACGGCGGCAGGAAUAACCCGGCGGCGCCAAACGACGACCUGCAAGUGAAACCGUCAAGUCUGACCAUCAAACAAGAUCCAAUUGCUGUAAAAAUGAAAAGAAAUAGCUUAAACACUGCAAAAACUCCAAAUCUUACCGGGAAUAUUUGUCUUAUU
Messenger RNA from Cololabis saira (Pacific saury), 1709 nucleotides. Its product is annotated as pro-neuregulin-1, membrane-bound isoform-like. Gene Ontology annotation, molecular function: protein tyrosine kinase activator activity; chemorepellent activity. The record is from RefSeq and is a predicted model, not a curated record. The transcript has 9 exons. The coding region runs from base 1 to 1491 and encodes 496 amino acids. Gene Ontology annotation, biological process: animal organ development; nervous system development; cell differentiation. Lineage: Eukaryota; Metazoa; Chordata; Actinopteri; Beloniformes; Belonidae.